AUGCCACCCUUCAAGGAGGAUCGUCAAAUGUCACGAAAUCGCUAUAUAUAUAUUGUCAUAUUCCUCAUAGCCGGCUUUUGGCUUAUAUACCCUCGCUUUACCGUAGACGUAACCAAUGAUUCCCAACUGAUUAAUAAACCGACCGGUUCAGGGUCGGCCGCGCAACCCAAAAAUAUUGCCGGGAACUCCUUCCCUACCUCUUCGUUCUUCGGCUUCAACAACUAUACGGGAUACAUUCCUGGCCAUUUGCCUUUGAUCAUCUCUGUGGCCCACGGGGGUCACAUCUUCCCCAAAGACGUGCCCACACGGGAAAAAAACUCUCCAAAUGUUAUUAUCUCAAAUGACAUAAACACGUUAGAGAUUGGGAAAGCAUUAGUAAAGGGCAUGGUAACAAAAUUUGGCGGCAGGAGGCCAUAUCUCGUGUUCAACAAUCUCGGUCGUAGCAAAGUCGAUGUUAACAGACCUUUCGAAGAAGGUACAGAACCCAACAGGACGGCUCCUAAUGAGAUGUCGGUAUCACAGCAAGUCUGGCAGGAUUAUCACAACUUUUUGAAGAGGGCAGUUGAAGAGGUCAAAGAAAACUAUGGACGAGGGCUAGUAAUUGAUCUGCAUGGGCACGCGCAUCCCGAAAAUUACGUUGAGCUUGGUUACUUACUUCCCCGCAAAACUUUGCAAUUGCCAACUCAUGUUCUAAACACUGAUCCAUCAAUAUCGUCAAGCUCUUCGAUACGUGCUCUAUACAAUCGUAUGGUUGAUUCGGUGACUUUUACUACUCUCCUCCGUAGCGAAGUUUUCUCGCUAGGGGGACGCUUGCAAAGUUACGGAUACGAUACUGUACCCUCUCAUGUUCAUCAUCAUCCUGUUGAGGACGAAAACUAUAUUUCGGGUGGUUUUUCCGUACUACAGUAUGGAUCAAGAGAUGGUAAUGCUAUCGAUGCAAUUCAGCUCGACUUGCCGAGGGAACUCAGAGUUGGGAACAGCGAACUCAGGAAACGUUUUAUCGAAGAUUUGACAGACAUUUUAAGUUGGUUUUUAAGCGAAUAUUAUUGGGGUAAUAUAGAGAAUCGGGAUGAAAUCACUUCCUAA
This is a messenger RNA of Paraglomus brasilianum, 1086 nucleotides long. The record is from the annotation of a GenBank genome assembly. Lineage: Eukaryota; Fungi; Glomeromycota; Glomeromycetes; Paraglomerales; Paraglomeraceae.